This is a messenger RNA of Ficedula albicollis (Collared flycatcher), 1198 nucleotides long. It is a transcript of the gene TIMM9, whose product is annotated as translocase of inner mitochondrial membrane 9. The coding region runs from base 263 to 532 and encodes 89 amino acids. The record is from RefSeq and is a predicted model, not a curated record. NCBI's taxonomy places the organism in Eukaryota, Metazoa, Chordata, Aves, Passeriformes, Muscicapidae. The transcript has 5 exons.
CUUUUUCCUUUUCAGAAAGACUUGCAUGGUGUUCUCUGUGUGCAGCUGGAGGCAAAGGUUUAAAGAGACAUUUCAGCUUUAUUUUUAUGGAGUAGGUGGUAAUGACAGCUGAUUCAGAUGGCAGCUUGUGUACCCCUUCCCUUCCCCCUGCUGAGAGACUGCAAUAGCUAAAGCUCUCUAAAACAUGAAUGUCUUCCCCAAAAAUUGACAAAGCAUAAUAGAAGAUUAAUUUUUUAGGUGACUGAGCCACAGGUGGUGGGACAUGGCUGGACAAAUAUCAGAGUCUGACCAGAUCAAGCAGUUCAAGGAGUUCCUUGGCACAUACAAUAAACUUACAGAAAAUUGCUUUGUGGAUUGCAUAAAGGAUUUCACUAGCAGAGAUGUGAAACCAGAAGAGAUAACUUGCUCAGAAAACUGCCUGCAGAAGUAUCUAAAGAUGACACAGAGGAUCUCCAUGAGAUUCCAGGAGUACCACAUCCAGCAGAACGAGGCUCUGGCAGCCAAGGCAGGAUUGCUCAGCCAACCUCGUUAGAGCAGAGCACUGUGCUCAGACUGAAGCUGUGCCAGUGUUCCCUGGGCAAGAACACAUUGGGGGAUUCCUACUGUCAGGAUGUGUGCCCAGCAGCUCAGAGCAGAGCUGGGGGUGCUGCUCAGGCAGUGGGAGCAGUGAAGGGUUAAACAGGAGCUCAGUCCUGGCGGCCUGGCAGUGCAGUUUGUUUCCACAAGGGAAUGAUGCAGAUACAACUUUUCCCAGGGCCCACAGACUGGUAUCUAAUUUCAGGGGUGGUGGGAGGGCUCACCUGCCUUUUGCUGAGACUGGUUGAGAUGAAUCAAUACAAUGUGGGGAGUACACUUUUUUAUUUAAUUCAAAUAAAAUAAACGGGAGCCAUAUACACGUGUUUGUUCUUUCCAAAGAGCCAUUUUUGGGACAUCUGAAAGCAGAAAGUUUGCUGGGGGCUCUUUGCUCGGCUGGUCCUGUUCUGCUCACUGCUGCUUUAGGAGCUGACAGAUGCCAGAGGGAGCUCGGGCAGGGGUGCCCCAGGUUACCUUUGUCCCUGCCUCACCCCGUCAUUUACAGGGGACAGAGGGGCACGAGCAGCUCCUGUGCACCCUUUGUUUCCUUUGGGGAGCCCACGGGAUCCUCCCAGCCUGACACACCCCAAGCACUGAGCUUGCUGCAGUUUUCUCCUUUCUCCUG